ACUACCCAGCCAACCAGGCCAUCUGAGAGGGGCAAACCAAUCUGGUCCGUGCGUUUUGCUCUCCUCAGUCCCACUUUUCACCACAGCCGUUCGAUGCGUAAAAGAUUUCCUCACCUGUUGGUUUUCUUAGAUAGUCCAUGACUCGUGGACCAGACCUGUGUGGGACCGACAGACAGAGGCAGCAAGGAUAGCUUGUUUGGGUCACACUCUUUUCCUACGCGCGUGGGGCACGGUGAAACCCUAGAUCGAUCAACCACUCCCCCAGCCCAAUCGGUUGGCCAACCAAAAGCCUCAUCUCUCCCCAAUCCCGUGCCGUCUCUCCUCCUCCGACCGCCGUCGUCCCCAACUGCCCCGCGCAACGUCCUCUCCGUCGUCGUCCCCAACUGCCCCGCGCUCGUCCACGUCUGCCUCCAGACCGGCUGCUGUCCUGCUCCCCCGAUUCUUGCCGCCUCCUCUCCUCCUCUCCAAGGCGCCGCAGAAGGGAUCAGUGGAGGCUGCACGACGCAGUCGAUGUGAGCCAGGAGGGAGCGCGGGAGCCGCCGCCACCUCCUGCAGUGAGCUCCGAUGGAGGCGGCGACCAGCGGGUGGAGGUGAGGCGGGAGCGGCCGGCGACGGGAUCGCGCGGGGCGGAUCCACGGCGGCGACCGGAGGCGCCGGGCACGGCCGGAGACGGGCCGGCGCGGGGUGGAUCUGCUCCGGCGACGACCGGAGGCGACGGGCUCGCGCGGGGCGGAUCCGCGGAGCUACUUCUCUCGUCACCUUCCUCCCACUUCGCUUUUCUUCUCCUCUCACGUAUUUGGGUCUCUCCCUCUCACCAGGUGGAGGAAGCCAGCGGCGCGCCGCCUCUCCCCCGGAAUGGAGCCGGACGGGGAUGGCCGCGGUCGUGGCCGGAGGAGCUGCCAUAGGAGAGUGCACUUCUCCAACUCCUUCCUCCACCUCGGAUCCAGCCAUCGGUGUGAGCUCCGGGCUGAGCGGGCGGUCGACGGUGGUGGACCGCUCAACAGUGGAAAGCCGGCGGUGGACGAUGUGACGGUACCAGGUCCUUUCGUGUGCAGAGUCGAGGCUGUAGCAGUGACAAUGGUUCUCUCCACAAGUUCCAGAGCCUAUGACUCUUUGCAUCAAUUUGGUCGUGUCAAGGUUGUGGAGCUGCUGUUCGAUUAAAUGUCUUACUGGUAUGUACUCUUCAGUGAAACUUCUCCUCCAGGCAUUAUAUGAGUGUAGGUUCUAUAUGUAAUCAUCCACUUCCGGUAAGUAAAACGACUUACAUGCAUACUUUCGUUUCCGUGUGCUGGACUUUUCUCGCUAAGCAUCAAUGCGCACCGGCAACCGAUGCUAAUAAGUGUCCACUAGGGGAAUAUGAUAAUACAUAUGUAUUCUAGGUUGGAUAUUUCUCUUGAUUGAUUUCUCAGAUGUUCUGAGACUAUUAAAUACUAGGAAAACCCUUGGAUAAUCAAGCUGUUGUCACUUGACUCAUAUAUUUAGUUACAUUUUUAACAGAACUACAGAAGGUCUUAGGUAUUGACUUUCUGAUGAGAAAGUAGCGAUUGGAUGGAUGAGCACAUGCUAGCCAGUGUAGCACUUCUCUGGGCUGGCCGGGGGCGGCGAUGGGUGGAGGGCGCGCUUGGGGCGGCGCUGGCCUAGAGGAGGAGAUACAUCCAUGGGACGCUCGGUCCCAGCUCUCCUUCCUCCCUCCCUGCUCCCAAUCCUAUAUAUUUUAGAUUUAUUUGUGCAAUUUCUUCUGUGCUACUUUAACACACUGGAUCUGGCAAGCACAUAGGCUUGCUUCUUGUUUUGUGAUGAAAAGUGAGCCUGGUAGUAGUGCAAUAUUAUGCAACUUCUGAAUUAUUGGUGACUGAGCUAUAUUU
This is a messenger RNA of Lolium perenne, 1865 nucleotides long. NCBI's taxonomy places the organism in Eukaryota, Viridiplantae, Streptophyta, Magnoliopsida, Poales, Poaceae. The record is from RefSeq and is a predicted model, not a curated record.